Molecule: messenger RNA, 360 nt
Organism: Suillus subaureus
Lineage: Eukaryota; Fungi; Basidiomycota; Agaricomycetes; Boletales; Suillaceae
Exons: 1
Coding region: 1-360 (119 amino acids)
Source: RefSeq, a predicted model, not a curated record
AUGACCAUUUAUCAGCUUGUAUCCUGGAUGAAUUCAGGUAGCCACAGGAAAUCAGAGGCUGAGAUGCAGCAUCUUGUUAAAGAUGUUUUGCAGGCUGACAAUUUUGAUGUCAAGGAUCUUGAAGGCUUCUCAGUGAGGAGCUUGCAGGAAUUGGAUAAGGAUGAUGGUGGGGAGAGAAUUACUUUCCCAGAUGAUUGGGUUGAGACUGAUGUUACUAUCAACAUUCCGACGAAGUCAACCAAGGAAGACCCCAAAACAUAUACUAUUCACAGAUUCCACUAUCACCCUCUAGUUGAAGUAAUCCGCGCAGCAUUCACAGAUGUCCAAGCUUGUGCGUUCCAUCUUUCACCCUUCAAAUGA